AUGAUAUUGUAUCGUUAUUUCAGUGACCAUGCUACAAAGGAAACGUUAAAAAAUCUCGAAGAUGGAAAAGUAAAAGGAAUAGAUCUGAAUGAUUUUAACCCCGCAGCAAGACAAGUGCCUCUGCUCUUAGUUUCAAAUAGCGAGGAACAGUUGGUCGAAUUUGCAAUUCAACACUGCAGAGUAACUCAUGAAAAUUCAGAAACAGAUGCAGCUACGGAAUUUGUGUCGAGAGUGUUAUGGCGUAUCGUCCAUCAGCAUAAAACACCCUCCACUGCAGUAGAAGAAGUUAUAGAAACUUUGAAGAAUAAGUACAGCGAAGUUAUUGAAUUUGCAACGCAGGGAUUCAAAGCUGCCCAAUUACCCGAUGAAGAUGCUAAUAACUCCUUCCUCGGUACCAGAACGAGCAAUGAAUUCACACUUCCUGUCGCCAUAUAUUGCUAUAUUCCAGGAGCACUUCCAAUAGCUACUCGACUUAUCGUAAAAUAUGGACAUGAAAGCUUUGAGCAGGCGUUGGCCCUCAACGCCGGUUUUGGCGGAGAUAACGCUGCAAGAUCUCUCUUUGUUGGUAGUGCUCUUGGUGGCCGAGAGAAUUUUGAAAUUCCCUCUGAAUGGGUAAAUGGCAUUCGUCAAAUUGAUCAUAUUAAGCAGUUGAUAAAUUCUUUUAAGAACUAA
Trichoplax adhaerens is the source of this 672-nucleotide messenger RNA. RefSeq lists its product as uncharacterized. The transcript is spliced from 2 exons. The coding region runs from base 1 to 672 and encodes 223 amino acids. NCBI's taxonomy places the organism in Eukaryota, Metazoa, Placozoa, Uniplacotomia, Trichoplacea, Trichoplacidae. The record is from RefSeq and is a predicted model, not a curated record.